This is a messenger RNA of Galdieria sulphuraria, 666 nucleotides long. RefSeq names its product ADP-ribosylation factor isoform 2. Gene Ontology annotation, molecular function: GTP binding; GTPase activity. NCBI's taxonomy places the organism in Eukaryota, Rhodophyta, Bangiophyceae, Galdieriales, Galdieriaceae. Gene Ontology annotation, biological process: vesicle-mediated transport; intracellular protein transport. The transcript has 5 exons. The record is from RefSeq and is a predicted model, not a curated record. Gene Ontology annotation, cellular component: Golgi apparatus; cytoplasm. Bases 51 to 620 code for a protein of 189 amino acids.
AUUGUGAAUCGUUCUUAUUGCUAAAAAAGUUUAGGAUAUUGAAAUUGGUAAUGGGGAAUAUCUUUUCUAGACUAUUUCAAAGAUUGUUUGGAAAUAAGGAAGUGAGAGUUUUAAUGGUUGGACUUGAUAAUGCGGGAAAAACUACACUAUUGUACCGAAUAAAAGAGGGUAGUAUGAUCAAAACAGUGCCUACCAUUGGAUUUAAUAUGGAACAAAUUGAAGUGAACAACUUGAAGAUGCAAGUAUGGGAUCUAGGAGGGCAAACGUCUAUUCGACCAUAUUGGCGUUCCUAUUAUCAGAAACAAGAAGCGCUUAUUUUUGUUGUAGAUAGUAACGAUAGAGAGCGAUUUUCAACGGCCAAAACGGAACUGCUGUCCAUUCUUCAAGAAGAAGAGUUGAAAAAUACAGUAAUUGCUGUAUUCGCAAACAAGCAAGACCUGCCUGAAGCUGCCAGUGCUGCCGAAGUCAGCUUGGCACUAGGUUUAGAUUCUAUCAAGGAUCGAACUUGGACUAUUAUUUCAACUUCUGCAGCUAAGGGAGAUGGAAUUGCAGAAGGAUUUGAAUGGUUUCUCAAUGCACUUUUCUCUCAUGUUAUACUAUACUUACACCUGUAUCCUUAGGAUAGCUUCACAACUGAAGCAUUGAAGUAAAUGAAGAAUAAUUUUU